AUGUAAUUUGUGUCACAAGAAAAUUAAAAAAAUCCUAUCUUUUCCACCAAGAAAACGCAUAUCACCCCAAUCCAACGGCCCAGAAUCAUCGACAGUACACAUACGAAUCACACAGUUAACCCACUCAAAAUUAGGGCUUUCUUUUCCCCCAAUUCACCUGCCCUAUAUAAACAAAUAUCGUUGCAUAACUCACCAUCCUCACUUCUUCUUCAUCAAAUUACCAUUUCAAGCUACACAAAUCAUGGCUAAAGGUCCCGGACUCUACACCGACAUUGGCAAAAAAGCCAGAGAUCUUCUGUACAGAGAUUAUCAAGGAGACCAUAAGUUCACCAUCACGACGUAUUCGCCUACUGGAGUUGCAAUCACAUCGUCUGGAACAAAGAAAGGUGACUUGUUUCUUGCAGAUGUCAACACUCAAUUGAAGAGGAACAAUGUUACUGCUGAUAUCAAAGUGGACACAGGCUCUAAUCUUUCGACAACCAUUGUGGUAGAUGAACCUGCUCCCGGGCUAAAGGCAAUUUUUAGCUUCAAAGUCCCCGAUCAAAGGUCCGGCAAGUUGGAACUGCAAUACUUGCAUGACUACGCUGGAAUCGCCACAAGCAUUGGGUUGACCGCAAACCCUAUUGUCAACUUCUCUGGUGUUGUGGGGACCAACCUUGCUGCUAUUGGUACCGAUGUUUCUUUUGACACCAAGACUGGGAACUUCACCAAAUGUAACGCUGGCAUCAGCUUCUCCAAUGCUGACCUCAUUGCUGCUUUGACUCUGAAUGACAAGGGUGAGACUCUGAAUGCGUCGUACUACCACAUCGUGAAGCCAUUGACCAACACGUCAGUGGGUGCAGAAGUGAGGCACAACUUCUCGACCAAUGAAAACACAAUCACAGUUGGCACCCAGCACGCUUUGGAUCCAUUGACCACAGUGAAGGCCCGUAUCGACAACCUUGGCAAGGCAAACGCUCUUAUCCAGCACGAGUGGCGCCCCAAAUCCCUCUUUACCAUUUCAGGAGAAGUCGACACCAAAGCUGUUGACAAGAGUGCAAAGUUUGGUCUUGCUUUGGCUCUUAAGCCAUGAGGAAGUGUUUGGUUUGAUCUGGCUCUCGAAAUGAAGGGUUUUUUUGUCGUUUCAUACUUUUGGUGACGUAGAAAUAAUUUGCAAACAGUUUUUUAGGUGAUUUCGUUACCUGCCCAUGGAUUGUAGUAUAUUUCCAGAGGUUUAUCUUCUUGGUUGGUUUGUUCAUUGAGUACUCUUUAUGCCAAAGGUGUUUUUAAGAUGC
Molecule: messenger RNA, 1274 nt
Organism: Helianthus annuus (common sunflower)
Lineage: Eukaryota; Viridiplantae; Streptophyta; Magnoliopsida; Asterales; Asteraceae
Product: mitochondrial outer membrane protein porin of 34 kDa
Exons: 6
Coding region: 242-1072 (276 amino acids)
Biological process (GO): monoatomic anion transmembrane transport
Cellular component (GO): mitochondrial outer membrane
Molecular function (GO): voltage-gated monoatomic anion channel activity
Source: RefSeq, a predicted model, not a curated record